Molecule: messenger RNA, 333 nt
Organism: Chaetomium globosum CBS 148.51
Lineage: Eukaryota; Fungi; Ascomycota; Sordariomycetes; Sordariales; Chaetomiaceae
Exons: 1
Coding region: 1-333 (110 amino acids)
Source: RefSeq, a predicted model, not a curated record
AUGGCUACCAUCCCCCGCAAGGAGUCGACUCUCGUUGAACGGGUGCAGGCCCUAACACUUCACAGCAAGGGGGCAAAAACACCUGAGAUUGAGAAUAUAACAGGUAUUAAAAAGCAGGCAUUCAAGGCUCUCCUUCGCCGGGCCAGGGAGAGAGGAUAUUGCGUCGGGGGCCCUAUCAAGGAAGAACAUGUCGUCAAUGGCCCAAGGACCGGCAGGCCUACGAAAGGCGCCACCGAAAAUUUCACCGAACGCGUUCGCGAGGACUCCGAGGAGGCUAUCCUCGAAGCUUUAACGGAAGAUUCCACGAGCUCGGAUGCAAUUAAAUCAGCCUAA